CCCAUCUCUUCUUCAGCCCGUCUCUUCAGCAGCCCGUCUCUUCUGCAGCCCAUCUCUUCAGCAGCCCGUCUCUUCAGCAGUCCAUCUCUUCUGCAGCCCAUCUCUUCAGUAGCCCGUCUCUUCAUCAGCCCGUCUCUUCAUCAGCCCGUCUCUUCAGCAGCCCGUCUCUUCAGCAGCCCAUCUCAACAAUCGUCAACUGUCAGCAGCAUGAAAAAAGAAAGCGAAGAGAAACGGAUGAUUAGGGAGAGAUAUAAGGAAAGGAAUAUAUGCUCUCUUAUAGAUAUGUAUUUAAUACCAGUAGUAAUAGCUGAAGAUGGUCAAGAUGUUGAUGACGAUGAGGAGGUUGAUAAUUAUGAGGAUGGUAAUGAUGAGAAUGAUGAGGACUGUAAUAUUAAGAGUGAUAAAGAGUCGGAUAACGAUGCUGAUGAUGACAGCGAGACUGACGAAGACAUUAAUGAUGAGGAGCGUAAUUGUGAUAUUCGAAAUGAUUAG
Procambarus clarkii (red swamp crayfish) is the source of this 492-nucleotide messenger RNA. Lineage: Eukaryota; Metazoa; Arthropoda; Malacostraca; Decapoda; Cambaridae. The record is from RefSeq and is a predicted model, not a curated record.